Eimeria acervulina is the source of this 2079-nucleotide messenger RNA. RefSeq names its product Histone acetyltransferase GCN5 , related. Gene Ontology annotation, biological process: chromatin remodeling; positive regulation of transcription by RNA polymerase II. NCBI's taxonomy places the organism in Eukaryota, Apicomplexa, Conoidasida, Eucoccidiorida, Eimeriidae. Gene Ontology annotation, molecular function: protein binding; histone H3 acetyltransferase activity. The record is from RefSeq and is a predicted model, not a curated record. The transcript is spliced from 8 exons. Gene Ontology annotation, cellular component: histone acetyltransferase complex. The coding region runs from base 1 to 2079 and encodes 692 amino acids.
AUGAAUAGCCGGUUGCAGCAGCAGCAGCAGCAGCCGGAGCAGCAGCGUGAGCAGCUGACUGUAGAGGGCUCUAAAGAUGACUCUGUAAGUGCAAGAUCGCCUUCAGCUGCACCAGCAGCUGCAGCAGCAGCAGCAGCAACAGCAGCAACACUUGGGGAAGCUGAUGCUCCCAACGACGCCAAUUGGAGCCCCACUAGCCCCUCACUGGAGACAGUGCUGCGCCCUGCACCUCCUUUCUCUCCUUCUCCCCCCUACCCGCUGCUGCCUCCCUUCAGUGCUGAUGCAUUUUCUGUUUCUUCUUCCGUUUCAUCGCUAUGGGCUGAGGCUAGCGAGAGGCCAUCAGUCCUGGAGCUGCUGCUGCAGCUGCUGCAGCAAAUCAGCAACGAUAAAAGGAGCGAAUUGUACAAAUUCUUAGUCAGACAAUCCAUUAUCCCUUCACAAGAAGCAGACCAACCUGCUGAUGCAGCAGCAGCAGCAGCUGCUGCUGUUGCUGCUGCUGAUGCGGCAAGCAACAGCACCAUCAGUCGAGAGGAAUGGGCAGCAAGGGCUGCAGCAGCAAAGGCCGCUGCUGCCACUCCUGGGGUGUAUGUACACCCUCCUGAUGAGGCGCUUCUACCGGAAGCGAUUGAUGUGUGCCAGACAUCAUCAGAACAGCAAGAGCUGCAGCAGGUGCUGCAGCAAAUGGCUCUUGCUGCUGCUGCCGCAUUCGAGGUCUUGGAUAUGCAGCCACCUGCUGCAUCAACUACAGCGGCUGCAACCACUCAAGAGACGACAGCAGUAGCUCCAGAGGGCCGGAAGCAGCAUGAUGCUGCAUCCGCAGACGCCUCACAAAGCACCCGAUUUGGAAGGGUUUAUGAUGACUCCAUUAGCAACAGCAGCAGCCGCAGCAGCAGCAGCAGCAGCAGCUGUGACGAGGAUAGGGGAGGGAACAGUGAUAAAAAUAGCGUCUAUAGGAGGGCAGCAGCUGCUGGAUUUCCCCCGUUUCGCUCAUAUGCGGAGGUGUACAGACAGUGGAAACUGUUUCAGCAACAGCUGUUCCCUGCAGGCUUCUCUCAUUCACUUUUCUUCGGCAGAUCGUACAUAUUCCAUUUGCUGCAGCAGCAGCUCCCAGCUCUAAUUCCUCUGCUGCGGUCAGCGGGAGGGGCAGCGCUAAGCGACAGAUAUUUCUUUGAGGGUUUGUGUGCUCUAAUUGGAAUGAAAGAGGGGUUGUUUGAUGCAAUUUAUAAGAGAUUUACCUCUAUGAAGUCAGUUUACCCGGAGUCUGUUCUGCCCUCUGAAACCGGCUUGGGUUUUCUGCAAAGAGAUGCGGGAGGUGCCUUAGAAGAGGAAAUGGGGCGGUUUGCUGAAAUAGCAUUUCUGGCGGUUACGUCUACCGAACAAGUAAAGGGAUAUGGAACGAGAUUGAUGAGUCAUUUGAAGGAAUUUGUCAAGAAAAGUGGAAUAGAAUAUUUCCUUACGUAUGCAGAUAACUUUGCCGUUGGGUAUUUCAGAAAGCAAGGUUUCACCAGCCGCAUUUCUCUCCCUAGAGACCGGUGGUUAGGAUACAUUAAAGACUAUGACGGCGGCACUCUUAUGGAAUGCCGCAUCAGCAGUAAGGUGAAUUACCUGAAAUUGUCGGCUUUGCUGGACAAACAAAGAAAAGCAGCGGAAGCAUGCAUUGAAGAAAGCACAACCAAAGUAUUGAUGCCAGGGCUAGAUGUAUGGAAGAAAGACCCAUCUCGCGUGCUGCUUCCUGUUGAAGUUCCUGGCCUUGUUGCUGCGGGUUAUCGACAACCGAUUGCAUCGACAGAUGGAUUAGCAGCUGCUUCAAAAGGGGGGGAGAACGUUUGUUCUACUUCAGAAAGUGCAGCAGCGGCUGCAGCUGCUGCUGCAGCAAGCAAACUGCAGCAAGAGGAGAAGCAGCGACGUUCAUUGAAAAAUCAAAUAGCCGCUCUCUUAGCAUUGUUAGAUAGACAUCCCUCCUCUUGGCCGUUCAGGCGCCCUGUCUCUGUCUCAGAAGCGCCUGAUUACUACGAAGUGGUGAAGUAUCCUGUAGAUAUCAGCAGUAUGAGGAGAAAAAACAAAAGUGGAAAAUCUUGA